This is a messenger RNA of Oppiella nova, 648 nucleotides long. The record is from the annotation of a GenBank genome assembly. Lineage: Eukaryota; Metazoa; Arthropoda; Arachnida; Sarcoptiformes; Oppiidae.
GUAAACUAUAACUAAAAUAUAAUACAAUCCACACUUCAAUCUCAAAAAAUAAUUAUACCGAAAUCUCAAAACCCAUCAAAUAUGCAAAUCAUUCAUAUAAUAGCCAUAAUCGCAGGACUUAUAGUCCUCACGAGCUGUGCCGAUGACCAGUGCUCGACGUUUAAGGACUGCAAGAGUUGUAUAGAAAUGAAGACCUGUUCCUUCUGGUACUGCGGCUCUCAAGACAAACUUGAAAACGGAACGGCAUGUAAAUCAGAUCACUAUAAGGCACCCGAAGACCCCUGUCCUCAACCAUUCAAAUGGCUUAAAAUACAGCAUAAAGGCAUAUGUCCUCAGGUACCCACCACCACAACUACAAGUACCACAACUACCACCACCACUACUACCACUAGUACAACUACACCAUCUACUACCACCAAUAAAACUACACCAUCUACUACCACUAAUGGCACCAUAACUACAUCGACCACAAAAGCACCGGACACAACCACCAGCAGCACUAAAUCACCGGAUACUACCACCGCUAACGGCACCACAACUAGCAAAGCACCGGACACACCCUCCACUUCUCCUGCCACUCCGAUACCUACUUCAAACAAACCGCAACCACAGCCCCAACCGGUGCCGCACACGGACUCCGACAAGAAG